Aphanomyces invadans is the source of this 788-nucleotide messenger RNA. RefSeq lists its product as hypothetical. The transcript has a single exon. The record is from RefSeq and is a predicted model, not a curated record. Lineage: Eukaryota; Oomycota; Saprolegniomycetes; Saprolegniales; Verrucalvaceae. Bases 251 to 691 code for a protein of 146 amino acids.
CUGUUUCGACUACUGCGACAACGACGUGCCCAGUGGUGCGCCACCGAACGAUGUGCGGUGGCCAGCGCCACGCUAGUUCGGGGUAACCACUUCAAGUUGCCGAUUGGAAGGUGGCGGGACCUGAUUGGUCGAUCUGAAAAACCGAGUCGAGCUAGAUCGCGGCGGAUUCGGGACGUUGGCAUUUCGGCGGCGGCGCCAAAGUUCGCGAGCGUGUUUCGGAGCGGAGCCAUCGGUCCCUGGAUCGCCGUUGAUGUUGCCGCUGGCCUGGCUGAAGAAAGCACCGAGGGAAAGUGUUCCAGACUGUUGCCGUCGACAGGCCAAGGCAGCACCUUCGACCAACAAGUGUUCUGCGUCGUUCAACGUGUACGACGGAAUUAGCUACCGUUUUGUCGAUGGCACGGCAAAGCGCCGGCUGUCGUCGACGGUCGGCGGCCAGCGCGUGCCGUUCGAGGUGGCGCAAGUGCAGUCCCUCCGUCGAAAACGAGACUUCUUGGUCGGCCUCAGCUCGAUCGAAGAAGAAAAGCACGCCAUGUGCGAGAGUUGCCACUCGUACACGUUCAGCCGCCUCUCCAAGACGAAAUGCAUCACGUUGACAAUGACCAGCGCCACCAAACCACGGAAACCGACGAAAGAGACCAGGAUCCGCCAAGCUGCUCCUCCACAGCCAACUGACGGCAUCACAUGCGCUUGAGCGCCUACUGCAUUGCUUAAUUUUACGUUUUCAUGGCGCCUAAUGCAUGGAUGUGUUCGAAGGCUCUUGUUCCCAUCUUUACUUGCUCACGAUGAGC